Phytomonas sp. Hart1 is the source of this 1341-nucleotide messenger RNA. The record is from the annotation of a GenBank genome assembly. Lineage: Eukaryota; Euglenozoa; Kinetoplastea; Trypanosomatida; Trypanosomatidae.
AUGGAUAGGUCAGAUAAUGAGAAUGGUCACGAUGCUCGGCAGCAUAAUGGUACGAAUACUGAAUACGUCAAGCAUAUCCACGGAAUACCACCUUCUGAAUUGCCUCUUCAUCCACGCCCUAACCCUUUAAGCCGAUCUCGUUUGGAGAAGCUGAGUUCCCCGAAGUAUGAGGUUUCUAUGCCUAACUUUAUUACCCCUUAUAAUUUCUGGGAAACUUCCUUACGCAAGCGCUUAAUUUAUUCAACAGGGUCUUUGUCGUGUACUACUCUACCUCAUAAGCGUAUUCCUGCCGUUUUACCAUCGUUGAAGAACAGUAAUAAUACCUCAGAUGUAGAUCAAGUCGCCGCAAGGAGUGCGCAUUCCACCUUUCCAUUCAGACAUGCGGGGAGUCCUAAAAUGUCUAUAAAAACAGUAGCCGCCGUACCACCUUCCACUAAAAUGGAAACAAAUACUAUGGAGUGUAGCACGCAGAAAAAUGAUUCCCACGUUGGCAAUAAAACGUGUGCCACCAAGGAUCAGAUCGUAAAGGAGCCCCUUCCUCUUUUUGAUCCAAAUCAGCCUAAUCACCUUACACAACAGAAUACCAAACAUGACGAUGCCUCCUUUGCAGUCAAACCGCACACCCGAACAGCAAAGUUGGUUGAGGUUGACAUGAUCCGGUUCUCCAUUCAGAACAGCCUUGGGAUAAUAUUCUAUACCAUUUACACUCAUCUCUGGAAACGAGCAGCAUUGAUACAGCGCAAUUUCCGUAGCCACCGAAGACGUCUUUGUGCGGGGGUUGAACUCAACUUUCUGAAAUUACGUCGAUAUGAGGAACCAUUGUAUUGGACCGAGGUUGCUUCCAGGUGUGAUCAGGAAAUUUUGCGUGUUAUCCGGAACAAAUUGCUUAUUUCACAACCUAAUAACCCUACUUCGAAUCACAGAUCCACCACUUUGGAAUCCAGCAAGCGCACCACAUGUAAGUACUGCAUGACAUCAUCUGAUGUAGACGUGUAUAACUAUUCGAAGAUUGGCUUACUUCCGGAGUCGCUUCUCCGAAAGGAGGUAGAAACUGCUCUGCUCAAAAAUUUGAGGAGGGAUGUUACCUCCUCUUUGUCAUUUCACCCUGAUCCUUUUUUACCUUUACCCUUUGAGGAGCACAACGGUAGAAUGGGUUUGAGUAAAAUCACCUUUCUCUCCAACAAAUCCAAGGCACCGAAGCCUCGGUUUCCUAUUUUUCUCACGCACAAUACAUUUUCAGCGAUUAUAGAUAAUGUAUGUUUUAUUAUUGGUAAAUUUCGCGACGAUCCUGUCUUGUUAGCCCAUCUAAAAGGAAGAGAUAGGUCUAUAGCUAACUAUUAA